GGGACAGAUGUCUUGGGAUCUUUAACAUUUGGGAUGCUGCAAAUGCCGAAGUUAAAUGAAAUACCUCCGGGGAGGAGGGAAGGCCGGGGGAAGACGUGGGGAGUGGGAAGAUGGCCUGGACAGACAGCUCCUGAAGCUGGGAGGCAGGCGCGGGGGGCGCGGGGGCAGGAUCCCUGGGACAGCUGGGGGAAUUCCAGGCUACCUACGCAUCCUGUUCCAGACCAGGACCGGUGUUGCCCUUCCCUACUCUGUGCCCCCUCCUCCCAGAAAUCCACCAUGGAGAGUAAGGAUGAGGUCAGCGACACUGACAGUGGCAUCAUCCUGCAGUCUGGCCCGGACAGCCCCGUCUCCCCAAUGAAGGAGCUGACCCACGCUGUGCGCAAGCAGCAGAGGGCCCUCGAGGCGCGACUGGAGGCCUGCCUGGAGGAGCUGCGGAGACUCUGCCUGCGGGAGGCGGAGCUGACGGGCACCUUGCCAGCAGAAUAUCCUCUCAAACCAGGGGAAAAGGUCCCCAAGGUCCGUCGCAGGAUUGGGGCAGCCUACAAGCUGGAUGAGUGGGCCUUGCACCGAGAGGACCCCCUGAGCGGCCUAGAGCGCCAGCUGGCCCUGCAGCUGCAGAUCACCGAGGCAGCCCGGAGGCUGUGCUCAGAGCAGAACCUCAGCAGGCAGGCCCGCCGGCAGCGGAAGCACGUGGCCCUGCAGGAGGAGAAGAAGCUGCGGGAGCUCCAGCACCGUCUGGGCGAGAGGCGAAGCAGCCAGCCCGCUCCCGCCACUGUACCCGCGCUGGGCCGAGAGCUCAGUGCCUCAGAUGAUAGCUCCCUGUCUGAUGGGCUACUCCUGGAGGAAGAGGACUCCCAAGUGCCAAAACCUCCUCCAGAGUCCCCAGCCCUGCCUUCCCGGCCUCUCCCACCCCAGAGCCUGGAGGGACUGCAACCAGCAGGACCUGAGCCUGGGGGUCUGGAGCGGGCUCCAAUCCAGAACAGCCCUUGGAAGGAGACCAGCCUCGACCACCCCUAUGAGAAGCCUAGGAAGUCUUCUGAGCCCAGUAGUGAGUCCAGCAGCCCGGCCACCACACCACAGGACGGGCCCAGUGCCUCCAGCCUAUGGCUGCCGGAGCCUGCCUCCUACACUGUGGUUCCCCUCCGCAGCACUCCUGGCCAGCGGCAGGGCCGGACCAGUGCUCCCGCCACCCCUGAGAUGCAGGGAAGGAGGGGCCAGUCGCAGUCUCUGAGGGUGGAUUCCUUCCGCGCAGGUGCAGAGGGCCGAGGCCGCAGCGCCUUUCCUCGUCGCCGCCCCACUCACUACACUGUGACCGUGCCAGAUUCCUGCUUCUCCCCAAGCAAGCCCCCGCUGCCCCACCCUGCCUGCCACUCCUGCUCAGAAGACAGUGGCUCCGAUGUCUCCAGCAUCUCCCACCCCACCUCCCUGGGCAGCAGCAGCCCCGACAUCUUCCUGAGGCCUCUCUGUCCACCCGAGCCAUCUCGCCACCGUGGGUGGGGCCCGGCCUGUGGCAGAGAGCUGGCCACCCACUACCCCAAGCUGCUGCUGCCUGCCGGCUACUUCCCGGCAGGGCGGUACGUGAUGGUGGCCGAGGGCCACCUGCCGCCGGGCGAGUGGGAGCUGUGCCGGGCUGCGUACGAGGAGGAGGGCGCGCCUCUGCGCUACCAGCGCCUGGUGCCCUCCCACAGCCGCAUCGUGCGGACGCCCUCCCUGAAGGACAGCCCCGCAGGCCGGGGGCUCAGCAAGGCCGCGGUCUCCGAGGAGCUCAAGUGGUGGCAUGAGCGGGCCCGCCUACGGAACAGUCGCCCCCACUCGCUCGACCGCCAAGGGGCUUUCCGGGUCAGGAGCCUGCCCCCGGGGAGAGAGGGCUUCGGGCGAGCCCUGGGGCCCCGGACGCAGGUGCCCACAGUGUGUGUGCUCCGGAGGUCGGCCGAGGGGGCUCCUGUGCAAGUCUUUGUCCCUGAGAAUGGAGAGAUCAUCAGCCAGGUGUAACUGUGCUCCGGAUGCCUCAGCCACCGCUGGAAAAGACUUGUUCUAUGGUGGGGCUGGGGCUGUGACCCCUCACCUUGAGUGCCUCCUUCAGUUCCCCACCCCCAUCGCAGGCCGAUGACCUGGAGCUGAGACUUCUCUUUUUUUCUUUUUUUUACACAAGUUUUUUUCAGAAGCUCUGACUUGAGGAUUUAUAUCUGUGAUUUGUCAUCAAGGUCCCUAUAAUAUGAUUAGGCUUUAACCCCCCAUAGUCUGGCCUCUUGGACUUAAGACCCUCCCUGUCUGCUGAUAGAACUUGUCUCCUUAUGCAAGACGAGUGGCAGAGAGGGCCACCCUGGGGAGUCCUCAAAUGCUCUGUGCUCCGUUUCUGAGAAGAAACAGUUCCUGGCCCUCUUAUUUCCUUAUUGCUAGAGGCUGGACAUGGCACAUGCUUGUGUACAGGACGUUCCCUGGUUUUCCAGGUCUCUGGGUACCAUAAACUGGGAGACUCCUUCUCCCUUUAUAAUGUGCUCUGUGAUGCACACCAAACGGCAGGUGAAAGGGCAGUGUAUCCUGACGGAGUUUUGUCUUCCUGGACCCUGCUAUUUUCCUGACCCCACAGAUCUCCUUUAGGGACCCCAAUCACUAUCCCCACUUUAUGCCCUGGGCUGCCAGACCUCUGAGCCUUACGUUGGAGGCUGUAUCAGAUUGUAGCUUGAGAGGCUGGGCUGGGUGCUGGCGUGCUGUGGUGGUUGCUGAGGAGCAACUCACCCCAGGACAGCCACUUCUGAGAGGGCCACUGUCCCACUCCUCCCUCUCACAUCUUUUCGUCAUGGUCCCAGAAACCAAUACCUGUUUACAAACAUUUCUGGGAAGACACCACUUUUGUGGCACUGUCAGGACCACGAUUGGGAGGGGUGACCUUGCUUCUGUCCUGAGAGUCUUUGUACACAUAUGGGAGAUGCUGGAGAGGACUUUAAUAAAUUGUCCCAGCUGCUGAGACAGAGCGAUCCUGGAAGUUGCCUGUGCUAAGACCACCGACAGUCCUCGAGUUCUCGUCCUCGGGCCUCCUGUGCUGCCUGGUCAGAUACCCAGGUGCACAUCUUGCCUCAAUAAGAAAGCAACUAGAAGGGGUAGGGGAGCUGCACUUCCAGUUCACCUGUGCAGGAUGCUCCCCUGCAAGUUCCCUGGCCUGGAACAGAGACUGUGAUUAUAGCAAAAGACUCCAAGAAUUUUGACGCCCAACCCCAAAGGCGCAGUUCCCCCAUGGGAGAAAGUGGUGUAGCACAUUGCUCAAGGGUGCUGAGGGAAGAACCAGGAUGGCCCUCAGAGGAGCGUGGGGGAGGGGAGGAGCCUGUGAGAUGCCCGAGGCAUUUCUUCCUGUGCUCUUAGCACAUCCUGCUAUUGUCCCCACCUGGGGUCCAUUCUCCCCCCUUAUGUUUAAAUGCCCUACUUUGGCUUGUCUGUAAGCCCCUUUCUCCAGUGUGCAACUCACCCCAUCUCCCCUACACCUCCCAGUGUCCUCCCUGGAGCCCCGCUUCCUAGGCUGAGCUAAGAGACCUCUGAGCAGCCUUGAUAAUAACUUAUUGGUCCUACGUAAAACCUCUGGUGCAGUUGCAAAGUGGCCUCUGGAACUGUAUGUGUCUCAGUGCCAAAUACAUCAAUAAAGUCUGUUCUUUGUG
Sciurus carolinensis (gray squirrel) is the source of this 3650-nucleotide messenger RNA. It is a transcript of the gene Inava, whose product is annotated as innate immunity activator. The transcript is spliced from 10 exons. Lineage: Eukaryota; Metazoa; Chordata; Mammalia; Rodentia; Sciuridae. Bases 34 to 1992 code for a protein of 652 amino acids. The record is from RefSeq and is a predicted model, not a curated record. Gene Ontology annotation, biological process: positive regulation of protein ubiquitination; adherens junction maintenance.